Diceros bicornis minor is the source of this 4540-nucleotide messenger RNA. It is a transcript of the gene IL7R, whose product is annotated as interleukin 7 receptor. Gene Ontology annotation, molecular function: cytokine receptor activity; protein binding. The transcript is spliced from 8 exons. Gene Ontology annotation, cellular component: external side of plasma membrane; membrane. The record is from RefSeq and is a predicted model, not a curated record. Bases 77 to 1453 code for a protein of 458 amino acids. Gene Ontology annotation, biological process: positive regulation of receptor signaling pathway via JAK-STAT; hemopoiesis; cytokine-mediated signaling pathway. NCBI's taxonomy places the organism in Eukaryota, Metazoa, Chordata, Mammalia, Perissodactyla, Rhinocerotidae.
UCUCACUCUCUCUCUCUCUCUCAUUCAUUCCUACCAUAGGCUCACACCCUGCUCUCUUCUCUCUUUCUCUCUCAGAAUGACAAUUCUAAGUAUAGCUUUUGGUACAGUUUUCUAUUUACUUCAAGUCGUUUCUGGAGAAAGUGGCUAUGCACAGAAUGGAGACUUUGAAGAUGCAGAACUGGAUGACUACUCAUUCUCAUGCUACAGCCAGUUGGAAGUGGAUGGAUCCCAGCACUUGCUAAGCUGUGCUUUUGAGGACCCAGAUGUCAACAGCACCAAUCUGGAAUUUGAAAUAUGUGGGGCCCUUUUGGAGGUAAACUGCCUGAAUUUUAGUAAACUGCAAGAGACGUAUUUUGUCAAGACAAAGAAAUUCUUACUGAUUGGAGAUAGCAAAAUCUGUGUGAAGCUUGGAGGAAAGCACAUAACUUGCAGAAAAAUGAACAUAGUCAAGAGAGUUAAACCUGAGGCUCCUUUUGACAUAAGAGUUAUCUAUCGUGAGGAAGCAAAUGACUUUGUGGUGACAUUUAAUACAUCGCACUUGCAAAAGAAGUAUGUGAAAGAUUUAAUGCAUGAGGUAGCCUACCGCCAGGAAAAAAAUGAAAAUGAUUGGAUGCAUGUGAAUUUAUCCAGUACAAAGCUGACACUCCUACAGAGAAAGCUACAACCUGAUGCGAUGUAUGAGAUUAAAGUCCGAUCCAUCCCUAACACCAACUACUUUGAAGGCAUCUGGAGUGAAUGGAGUCCAAGUUUCCACUUCAGGACUCCAGAGACCACCAUCGGGGAGAUGGAUCCUGUUUUACUAAUUAUCAGCAUUGUGAGUUUCUUCUCUGUGGCUCUGAUGGUCAUUUUGGCCUGCGUGUUAUGGAAAAAAAGAAUUAAGCCUAUUGUAUGGCCCAGUCUCCCUGAUCAUAAGAAGACUCUGGAACAACUGUGCAAGAAACCAAAAAAGAAUUUGAAUGUGAGUUUCAAUCCUGAAAGUUUCCUGGACUGCCAGAUUCAUAAGGUGGAUGGCAUCCAAGCUAAAGAUGAAGCAGAAGGCUUUCUGCAAGACACCUUUCCUCCACAACUAGAUGAUUCUGAAAAGCAGAGGCUUGGAGGGGGUGUGCAGGGCCACAACUGGCCAUCCCAGCAUGAAGUCAUCACCCCAAAAACUUUCAGAGGAGAUUCACCCCUCGGAUGCCUGGCUGGGAAUGUCAGCGUGUGUGACGCCCCUGUUCUCGCCUCCUCCAGGUCCCCAGACUGCAGGGAAGGUGGCGAGAAUGGGCCUCAGGUGUACCAGGGCCUGCUGCUUGGCACUGGAACUACAAACAGCACGCUGCCCCCUUCAUUUCCUUUCCAGUCGGGAAUCCUGACGUUGAAUCCUGCUGUCCAGGGACAGCCCCUCCUCACUUACUUGGGAUCAAGUCAAGAAGAGGCAUACGUCACCAUGUCCAGCUUCUACCAAAACCAGUGAAUUAUAAGAAACCCAGGACUAGAACCAUUGUGACCAACAAAAGGUGACUGAGCUCCUAGUCUCCCUCGCAGCACAAAGAAGACAAAAUUAAGGCAACCCCUCUACACAAUCUACAGGACUCUGAAACAUCGCUUUGACCACUCUUCCCUGCUUCAAUGGCGUUUGGCAUGAGGCAGGAGCAUUCUACUUCAGGCAACCCAAAUGAUUGAAUUAUUUCAGAAAAAAAAAAAGCAGGAAAGAGUGAAAGAAAGGAUGGAGGAAAGGACGGAGGAGUAAGGAAGGCAGGAAAGGAGCAAAGGAUGAAGAAGGAAGGGAGAACAAGAAUAAUAGAUGCCGUUCUUAGGACUUACUCUGUAUCCAGUGCUGUGCUAAGUGCUCUGCACAUCUUGUCUCGCCUCAUCCUCACAAUAAUCCUGGGAGGUGGGUGCAAUUAUUUUAUUAUUCUCUUUGUUGUCAAUGAUAAAAUGGAGGCUUAAAGUAACUUGUCCGUGUUUCCCACUCAGCGAGAUGUGGUACCCAGAUUUGAUGCCCAGGAGUCUAACUGCAGCCUCCUCCAAACCACGUGCCUUCCUCUUAACUAGGGACUAUCCCAUUCUUGAGCGCCAAACCUCACUCAUAAGAGGGUGACUACAUAAUUUAACUGUCCAAACUGGGUCAAUUUUGAAAGUGAAAGGGGAAGUUAUAAAUAAUCCCUCCAAGGCAACAAGCGUAAACUGGGAGUGUCCCAGACAAAUGGGGACAUAUGGUUACCCGAACUAAGAAGGCUAUGAGGAAGAAAGUGGGGGAGAAAUGGUCUCAUGAAAUGUGAGGCACGAUGGCCAGCCAUGUCUACAAAAAGAGAAGAGGGCAAGAAAAAGCCAGAAAGCCCAUUUAAUUUCAUUUUUAUGAAAAAGUGUUCAAGCUGGGAUAAACUAGAAGCCCAGAAUUUCUAUUGUUAGUUACUGAGAGCGCGAUCCUACUCCCACUACUCCACUCAGCCACAUUCAUCUAUGAUAGGCGUACCUGUAGCCGACUCUGGCAUUUGAGCAAUGGUCGGGGAAUAACCCUUCUGUGUGUGUAAAGACUGCCCCACCCUGCAUUCAUCCACAACUGUCCGUAGUUCUACAGCCAUGGAUGUUGCCACAAACUUCAGGAAGAAGACACGGAAGCACAUACAGUGAGUGAACCGACUGUUGCCAUGUUCUCGAAGAUACAGAGAAGAAAUGUAUUAUGAAUAUUUGACAUGUGUCCUCUUGCAUUUCUUGGUCUAGAUGAAUUUCUAAUGACUAUCUCAAACCAGGUCAAGGCAGCUGAGUGGUCUCAGCUCGGGGGAGUGUAGCCAACCCCUCUCCUACAGACCCCCAGACCCCGAUGUACCCAGAACCAGGCAGAGCAGAGGCAGGACGGGGAAGUAAUGAAGGACAUAAGGGUUUAUUUGCAGUCUGUCAUUGUUGUUUACAUUUUGCAUUUUUUUCUUUGUUCUGUUCUUAAUUUGUUUAGGGGGAGGGCUAAGUGUUUUUAAUUUUUUAGUCUUCUUAUUCGUUUUGGUCUGUGAUGUCUGUGGAGCGAGUUUUAAAUAGUGAACUAAUGGAUCUUAUCUGUUGGCUUAGAGGCCUAAUAAUAAUCACACCAUUUUGUUCUUCCUUUGGGUGUUGUACUUUCCAAGUCCUUUCCUCUGAAUCAGUGGUAAUGAAUAUAUUCCUAUAAUCCUUUAGAUUUCUUAGUGCUUUUGUCAUUUUCAAAGCACUUCCAUAAGCAUUAUCCCUUGCAUUUCUUUGACAAGUAUUUACGGAAAGCCUGCUAUGUGCCAACCACGGUGUUAGGCACAGGGCAUCUAAAACAAGCAAGGUUGGGACUCUGCCCUCAUAAAGCAAAAAAUUGAACAAAAAUGGCAGGUUUGUAAACAGAUGGUUGUAAUAACACAAAAUACUAUAAUGGAUGCAUGUUCGAAGUGCCCUGUUGGAGACAGCCAGAGAAAAAUGCCACAAAAGUGAUAUACAUCUGCAUGGAGGAAAAGUAGAAUCUGCCUGGUGUGUAAGUAGCAGAAGACAUUUUCCACACAGGUGAGCAUAUGUUCUUUAGCUUUUUUAGAAAUGGGAGCCAAGUCUCAAAGAGGAGAUCAUCACAGGAAACCUCAUGCCCAUCCUAGCUCUCUAGUACCUUAUUCACAGAUGUCCUAUGAAGUAUUUAUUAUUAGUAUCUUUGGCUUAUGGGAAAAUUGGGACAUGGAGAAGAUGGGUCAGUUACUCAACCUUACAUGUUAGGUCAGGACUGGAAGCCAUAAAUUUGUAUCCCUGAUAUAAAUAGAUAACCUCUUGAAGAAAUGAGGAAAUAAGUCUAGAGGAAGAUCAAGGUCUCUCCAGCUCUAAAAUCCUCUGUUCCAAUGUUGUUCGGCACGGGUUAUCAUGUGAAUUUAGUGUGUGAACGUCUGUCUGUUACUGGAGGCAUUUAAAAUUGGUGUACCAUACUGUCAUAAUCAUAACUGCUGCUAAUGCUUGAUUAUAUACUCAGAGACAAUGUAUAAUGUAAGAUUACAAAUUUGUUCUCAUCAACCCCCUUUUGUAUUUCACUAAGAAAGAAAAACUCCUGGUCAGAGACAAUGCAUAAAUCAGAGAUGUAAAUGGAUAGUUCUAUAUAGCACGAAAAGAAAGGAAAACUGAUAAAUACGUGGCUAAAUUGGUCAAUUAACCGUGUCUGGAUCUAGGGGAACCUGGCUUAUUUGAUUGAUUUUCUACCAGACUUCGCCUCUCCCUUAAUUCUGAUUUCCAUGGAAAUUUGCUUCAGAAAAGCCAAGCAUGGGCUGUUUCAGAUGUGCAGAAUUGUGUUUUGAAAGCAUUUAUGGGGGGGCUGCAAGGCUUGGAACUGACCAGGGAGAGGAUGAGAAUACGCGGUUGGACAGCUGGAACGAUGCAGAUCAGGUGACGUUUCUGCCAGCUCAGUGGAUUUUCUUUGGGGUUAUUCUUAAAAAUAUCCAUCACUACACUGAUAGUCUCUGAUUGAACUGUGUACUCUUCACCUGCAUUACAAACAUUUUGCGGAGCUGCUAAGUAUACAAGUAUUCAAUGUGUGUUAAACAUCUUGUAUUUAAUUAAAUGCUAUGAAACUCUC